Molecule: messenger RNA, 1497 nt
Organism: Chaetura pelagica (chimney swift)
Lineage: Eukaryota; Metazoa; Chordata; Aves; Apodiformes; Apodidae
Product: sterol 26-hydroxylase, mitochondrial
Exons: 9
Coding region: 1-1497 (498 amino acids)
Biological process (GO): glucocorticoid biosynthetic process; C21-steroid hormone biosynthetic process; cellular response to peptide hormone stimulus
Cellular component (GO): mitochondrial inner membrane
Molecular function (GO): oxidoreductase activity, acting on paired donors, with incorporation or reduction of molecular oxygen; monooxygenase activity; heme binding
Source: RefSeq, a predicted model, not a curated record
AUGCCUGGUGUGCAGGACCUGCUGCUGGUACCAGCGCCGGUGCCACACACUAGAUUGUGCCAGGGGUGCUGUACCUGCCGUGCCAGUGCCGAGUGCCAGCUACCUGGUGCACGGCACCGGGUGCAAGAUGAUGACGCUGAGCAGAGUCUGCUGUACAGUACUUUGUGCACGGUGAUGUCCCGGCGCAUUUACGGCCCUAUCUGGAAGUCAACCUUCGGGCAUUAUGAGAACAUCAACAUCGGGAGCCCAGUGGUGUUGGAGCAGCUGCUACGGCAGGAGGGCAAGUACCCCAUGCGGAGCGACAUGGCCCUGUGGAAGGAGCAUCGGGACACCCGGCGCCUGCCCUAUGGACCCUUCACUGAGGAAGGGGAGCGCUGGUACCGCCUGCGCCAGGUCCUCAACAAGCGGCUGCUGAAGCCCUCGGAGGCCGUGCUGUACGCCGAUGCCAUCGGGGAGGUGGUGUCGGACCUGAUGGUGCGGCUGCGGGACGAGCGGAGCCGCAGCCCCUCGGGGGUACUGGUUGGGGACGUGGCCAACCUGCUUUACCGCUUUGCCCUGGAAGGAAUCUCCUAUAUCCUCUUCGAGACCCGCAUUGGGUGCCUGAAGCAGCAGGUCCCUGCCGAGACUCAGCGUUUCAUCGACUCCAUCAACCUCAUGUUCAAGAACUCCAUCUUCGCCACUGUCCUGCCCCGAUGGAGCCGCAAGGUCCUGCCCUUCUGGGACCGCUACCUGGACAGCUGGGACACCAUCUUUGCCUUUGGCAAGACCCUGAUUGACCGAAAGAUGGAGGAGCUGGAGGGGCAGGUAGAGAGGGGCAAGGAGGUAUCUGGCUACCUGAGCUACCUGCUGGCCAGUGGCAGGCUCAGCUUGGACGAGGUCUACGGCAGCGUGGCCGAGCUGCUGCUGGCUGGCGUGGACACGACCUCCAACACUCUGUCCUGGGCCCUGUACCACCUCUCCCGGGAUCUGGAUAUCCAGGAGGCCCUGUACCAGGAGCUGAAAGCUGUUGUGCCUGCUGACCGGUUUCCUGGUGCUGAGGAUAUCCCUAAGAUGCCAAUGCUUCGGGCCAUUAUCAAGGAGACGCUGAGGGUCUACCCCGUGGUGCCCACCAAUGCCAGGGUCUUCUAUGAGAAGGACAUUGUCAUUGGAGACUACCUCUUCCCCAAGAACACCCUCUUUGUCCUGGCACACUAUGCCAUGUCCCAUGACGAGACCUACUUCCCUGAGCCCGAGCGGUUCCUGCCCCAGCGCUGGCUCCGGGGCCAUGGUUCCCCCCACCACCCCUUCAGCUCCAUCCCCUUUGGCUACGGGGUCCGUGCCUGCGUCGGCCGCCGCAUCGCUGAGCUGGAGAUGCACCUGGCCCUCGCCAGGAUCAUCCAGGCGUUUGAGGUGCGGCCAGACCCCCGUGGCGUGGUGGUGACGUCUGUGUCCCGCAUCGUCCUGGUGGCUGACAAGCCCAUCAACCUGGAGUUCAUUGCUCGCCCAGGGGCCCCCUGA